Cucumis melo (muskmelon) is the source of this 1121-nucleotide messenger RNA. RefSeq names its product transcription factor MYB41. Bases 86 to 1099 code for a protein of 337 amino acids. NCBI's taxonomy places the organism in Eukaryota, Viridiplantae, Streptophyta, Magnoliopsida, Cucurbitales, Cucurbitaceae. The transcript has 3 exons. The record is from RefSeq and is a predicted model, not a curated record.
UUUCCCCUUUUUUUCUGAUCCCUUUCUCUCUCUAAAUUCAUUUUUUUUUUCAGUCUCUUCAUUAAAUACAGUCUUAAGAAACAAAAUGGGAAGAGCUCCAUGCUGUGACAAAAGUGGACUUAAAAAGGGUCCAUGGACACCUGAAGAAGAUCAGAAGCUUGUUAAUUAUAUUCAAAUUCAUGGCCCUGGGAAUUGGCGUAAUCUUCCUAAAAAUGCUGGGCUUCAAAGAUGUGGAAAAAGUUGCAGACUUCGAUGGACGAAUUAUUUGAGACCUGAUAUCAAGAGAGGAAGAUUUUCUUUUGAAGAAGAAGAGACUAUUAUUCAAUUGCACAGUGUUUUGGGAAACAAGUGGUCAGCUAUAGCUGCUCGCUUACCUGGAAGAACGGAUAACGAGAUCAAGAAUUAUUGGAACACCCACAUACGAAAAAGGCUCCUUCGAAUGGGAAUCGAUCCAGUGACCCACGCACCUCGGAUUGAUCUUCUUGACCUAUCGUCGAUGCUCUCCGCCGCCAUUCAAAGCCACCCACUCCUCGGCCUAUCAACCUUAUUGAACAACCACCAAACCACCACAACCCUAAAUCCUGAAUCUCUUAGGCUAAUUUCCACUCUUUUAAGCCUUAAACAAGAAGAUCAAAACGCCCAUAAUUUACUUCUCCAAGCUCAAGCUCAGGCUCAAAUUCAAGCUCAAAUGGAUUCAUUAUCACAACUCUUACAACCCAACGAUAAUGUUAAUAAUACAAACUCUUCUUCAGUAAUGCCCAUUUCUUCUACCUUUGUUGACUGCUCAAAUACUUCACAAGAAAAUCUUAAUUUCUUACCUACAAAUUUGAAUUGUGGUGAGGAUGUUUUGAUGAACCAACACAAUUACAUGUACGGCGGCGAUGGGUCGAAUCCAACGGCUUCGGAAAUUCUCGACAUUUCAAAUAAUAAUGCUCAAACUUUAGGGUUUGAUUCUGUAAAAUCAAGCCCAACGCCAUUGAAUUCUUCAUCUACUUAUUUAAACAACAGCAGCAGCAAUGAGGAUGAGAAAGAUAGUUUUUGUAGUAACUUUUUGCAGUUUGAAAUUCCUGAAGGUUUGGACUUUGCUGAUUUUGUGUAAAUAUUUGGAUAUUAAUUUAGGA